This is a messenger RNA of Closterium sp. NIES-65, 2007 nucleotides long. NCBI's taxonomy places the organism in Eukaryota, Viridiplantae, Streptophyta, Zygnematophyceae, Desmidiales, Closteriaceae. The record is from the annotation of a GenBank genome assembly.
AUGGAAUCCCCGAACUCGCGUCGCCUGUCUGUAGCGCGACCAACGGACGAGCCGGCCUCCGGUCUCGCAACCGGCUCCACCGUCUCCGCCGCACCUCCCGCCGCCACUGUCGGUAUCUCCGGCGUCGCAUUUAUGGACGGCCCGAUCUCUGCGUCGUUGAAUCGUGGCCGCUCGAAUCUGGGACGUGCGGUGCCGGGCAGCCGGAUAGGGAAAGAAGAAGCCGUCGUGGACCGUAGGGCAGGGAAACGGGCAGCCGAAGAGAUGGGGGAGGAUAGCGAGGAGGAGAGCGAAGGGGAAGCGGAGGAGGGAGCGGACGAGGGAGCGGAGAGAGCGGAGGGAGCGGAGGAAGAAGACGGAGAUGAGGGAGGCGCGACGGCAAAUCAAGCCCGGAAUGGAAGUAGGGGGACGUUGAAGGGGAAGGGAACGGUGAAGGGGACGGGGGAGGGGAAGGGGGAGGCGGAAGGAAAGGGGAAGGCGGGGGGUAAGCAGAAAGGGGAAUCUUCGAGUGAAGCGGAGGUGUGCUCCAUUUGCCUUGACGCCGUUGAUGUGUGCUCCAUCGAACGGUCCACAGCGCGGCUGAAAUGCGGCCACGGCUUCCAUUUAGACUGCAUUGGCUCCGCCUUCAACGCCAAGCGCCGCAUGCAGUGCCCCAACUGCCGCAGCGAGGAGCCCCACUCUCACCUUUUCGUUCUUUUCCCCCCUUCCGCUCCCCCUUUUCUCCCCUCCUUCCUCCCUCCAGACUGCAUCGGUUCUGCAUUCAACGCCAAGCGCCGCAUGCAGUGCCCCAACUGCCACAGCGAGGAGCACGGGAACUGGCUCUUGCCCUCGCCCCCUUCCGCCCUUCUGUUCCUCAUCCCUCCUUCCGCCCCUUCCCGUCCCCUUCCCCCAGACUGCAUCGACUACAUUGGCUCUGCAGUCAACGCCAAGCGCCGUAUGCAGUGUCCCAACUGCCGCAGCGAGGAGCACGGCCACUGGCUCCUCCCCUCGCCCCUCUGCUCCUCAUCCCUCCUUUCCCUCCUUCCCAUCCAAUUCCCUCCUUCCCAUCCAAUUCCCCUCCACCUUCCCUCCCCAGACUGCAUUGGCUCUGCCUUUAACGCCAAGCGCCGCAUGCAGUGCCCCAACUGCCGCAGCGAGGAGCACGGCCACUGGCUCCUCCCCUUCCCCCCAUCCGCCUCCGCCCCCUCCCCCCCUCCCCUCCCCGCCUCCUUCUCCGAUCUUGCUGCUGCCGCCGCUGCUGCUCGCGAAUUCCAGGCUACUUUUGAGGGAGGGUUUACUGGUGCAGUAGGGAGGGAGUGGAGGGGAGGGGCAGGCUUGGAGUGGGGGGGAGAAGGGGCGGGGUGGAGGGAAGCAGGGGUGGGGUGGGGGGAAGCAGGGGUGGGGUGGGGGGAAGCAGGGGUGGGCGUAGGCACGGGGUGGAUGCAGAUGGGGGAGGAGAGGGGGGGAGAAGCGGAGUGGUGGUGGGGGGGGGAGCCUGUGGGGGAAGAAUACGCAGAAGAUGACUAUGCUAUAUCGGAACGUGCUAUGGAGGAGGAGUAUGCUAUAUCGGAGCAUUCUAUAGAGGAGGCAUUGGAGGGCGGGCCGAUGGUGCAUGUGCAUGGGGUAGACCUGCCUCUGCGUCCGUGGGUUCAUGCUGAUGUGCGUGGGAAAUGGGCAUGGGGCAUGGGGGAUGGGGCAUGGGGGACGGGGCAUGGGGGAUGGGGCAUGGGGCAUGGGGCAUGGGGGAUGGGGCAUGGGAGACGGGGCAUGGGGGAUGGGGCAUGGGGGAUGGGGCGUGGGGGUUGGGGCAUGGGGGAUGGGGCAUGGGAGACGGGGCAUGGGGGAUGGGGCAUGGGGGAUGGGGCGUGGGGGUUGGGGCAUUGGGGAUGGGGCAUGGGGGAUGGGGCAUGGGGGAUGGGGCAUGGGGGAUGGGGCAUGGGGGACACUGAGGUCGUCGUCUCAAUAGGACCCGGAGGGGCUGAUGGCGCAUGUGCAUGGGGUAGACCUCCCACUGUGCCCAUGGGUUCAUGA